AUGAUAAUUGUUAGAUCAUAAUUUCUUGAAAUGGUCUCAAAAUUCGCAGGGAUUGUUAGGAUUACUGACUUAGAUGAUUAUAUUUUGCCAUCACAAGAAUGCAUAAAACCAAUUAUAAUAGAGAAGAAUGAAGUCAAAAUAAAAACUAUUAAAAUUAAAGAUGGCAAAUAUUUACAAAUUGACAAGAAAGGCAAAGAGAAAGAAUUGGAAAAAGCUAAAAUAACUCUUAACGAUUGUCUGGCAUGUAGCGGCUGCGUAACAUCCGCGGAAACCGUACUCAUAAAUCAACAAAGUGUCGAAGAAUUAUUCAAGAUAGCUGAACAAAAUGCACACUCUAUUUUGACCAAUAAUUUUGCCGAUUACAGGCCUAUUUUGAUAUCGUGUUCUCCGCAAUCAUUAUCCUCGUUGGCCAUUCAUUAUGAUUUGACUAUAACUGAAACGGCGAAUGCUUUGAAAAGCUAUUUCCAAAAACAAUACGGUGUCAAAUAUUUUUUAAAUACCACGUUCGCUCGGAAUUUCAGCUUAUUAGAAUCAGCCAAAGAAUUUUUGAGGGUAUAUAAAACUAAGGAAGCCAACGAUGAUCAAGUCACUAUUCGUAAUAAUAAUAAUAAUAUUAUAAAAUGUGAGAAUUGUCAUGAUACCCCAUUGAAGCUGCCUAUCAUAACUUCUAUCUGUCCUGGAUGGGUGUGCUACGCAGAAAAAAGCUUGGGAGAAAUUAUAAUACCGCACAUGAGUAAAGUCAAAUCGCCUCAGCAAAUUUUUGGAUCGCUAUUAAAAGAUUUGAACCUGAUAAAUAGUAAAAAUAUCUCUGGCGAACAUUCCACAAAUUGGUAUCACGUAUCCAUUAUGCCAUGUUACGACAAGAAAUUGGAAGCAUCACGACCCGAUUUCACUCAUUCUUUUAACCAGGACGCUACGAAUAUCCGUGAUAACCAGGAAUUUAUGUCGCACAAAGAUGUCGAUUGCGUAUUAUCUACCAUCGAAGUCAAGGAGUUGUUGGAUAGCCAAGACAUAAACCUUAAAUCCUUAUUAGCCCAGAUAGCAUCUCCUCCAAAUGACAAAAAUGAUCUCACCAGCGACGAACCCGGCAAUGACUUGGCUCAUUAUCUGCUUUCGUUCGAUUACACUCAUCAGGGGGGUGGGUCAGGGGGUUACGCGGAAUUCGUGAUCGGAUACGCCCUCAAACACAAAUGGGGCUGCGAGACUUACGAAACGCAUUACGCAGAUGAUUCCAAAAAUUCUUUAGUCGGAACCGAUUCCAGUGAUCGUCAUAAAUACCGGGUCGAAAUAAGAACUUUAAAGAACAAAGAUAUGCGGGAAUUAAAGUUGAUCGACACAUCUACAGGUGACAUCUUGUUGAAUUUCGCCCAAGCAUAUGGAUUCCAAAAUAUUCAAAACGUCGUUCAGAAAAUCAAAAGAUCGAAUAAAUGUCCUUAUCAUUAUAUCGAAAUAAUGGCGUGCCCUAGUGGUUGCCUAAACGGGGGUGGUCAGAUACGGAUCGAGCAGACGACAAACUCGCGGCAAGACAAACUGAAUCUAUUUAAUUCGGUUGACGCCAUUUAUCAUUCCGUGCCUAAUGUAAUCACUGACCCUUAUAAUCAGAUAUCCUCUGUCAGGGAUAUUUUAAAUUCUGAUUUAUUGGCCAAACAAGAUAGCUGUGGUCAGAAACAUAUGUUCUUCACGGAGUAUCACCCGGUUCUCAAAGAUGCUUUAACCGCUUCCAUGCUUAUCAAAUGGUGAAAUGGUGGAGUAAAAAUGAAAAUUCCUAGAAAAAACUUUUCGUAGAAUAACGCCGCGAAAUUCCAUUUCGAUCGCAAGUUUCUAGCUUUUGGGGUUUUUUUUUCUCGAAGUUAUCGGAUAAUUUAUUUUUACCCGCGAAUAAUUAUGGAAAACGCUUAUUAUAUCAUACCAUAAUUGUAUAACUAGUAAAAAGUGUAUAUUAAUAUAUUAUCAAUUUUUUAUAAAUAAAAAUUUUUUCCCCUAAUU
Gordionus sp. m RMFG-2023 is the source of this 1986-nucleotide messenger RNA. Its product is annotated as cytosolic Fe-S cluster assembly factor narfl-like. Lineage: Eukaryota; Metazoa; Nematomorpha; Gordioida; Chordodea; Parachordodidae. The record is from RefSeq and is a predicted model, not a curated record. The coding region runs from base 31 to 1740 and encodes 569 amino acids. The transcript has 7 exons. Gene Ontology annotation, biological process: iron-sulfur cluster assembly. Gene Ontology annotation, cellular component: cytosolic [4Fe-4S] assembly targeting complex.